Lytechinus variegatus (green sea urchin) is the source of this 5265-nucleotide messenger RNA. RefSeq lists its product as uncharacterized. Gene Ontology annotation, biological process: regulation of DNA-templated transcription. Gene Ontology annotation, molecular function: protein binding; DNA-binding transcription factor activity. The coding region runs from base 568 to 1863 and encodes 431 amino acids. Lineage: Eukaryota; Metazoa; Echinodermata; Echinoidea; Temnopleuroida; Toxopneustidae. The record is from RefSeq and is a predicted model, not a curated record. The transcript has 8 exons.
GGGGAUUCUUGCUGCUUAUGGGAAGUCCCUAUACGUAUUUAUACAUGGCGAAUGCAUGCAUUUAACGUACACGUCGACUACUCGUUGAAUUCAACAUAUCUUACUCCUAGGAGUAAUGUUCUACUAGUCUGUUGACAAAACAGAACAUAUCAGGAAAUACGUAACCUCCGAUAUUAUCUCAUUCGUGCACUUUUGAGAAUAUAUAGCCCAACUAUUUCAGAGACGAUGGUAAAUUUAGAAGCUACGUUGCUCUAGAGAAGAAACACUUGAAUAACCUUCCAGUUCGCUCAGCACAGAAUCGGGUAACCACAGCAGUUUGGUGCAAUUUGCUGCUGUUAUUGCGUCGAAUUGAAAUUCUUGCAGUCGUUGAGAUCACUCUUCUCUGAACAUUUGCUGACAUUGCAAUUGCUAGUGACUCAACAACCAUCAUCAAGUUAAAACAUUUUGUUUCAUUCGAAUUCGGACUUCACCUCGAUUUCUAGGUGACCGGUGGGCGGAAAAGGUCAGUCAUUAUUAACCUGAUCUCAUCAUCGAUAUCGCUAUUGUUUGUUUUGAAAGCCUAUCAUCAUGAACAUCAACGGAGUACCUGAAUCAAUGGAUAUUGAUGAUGACAUUUUCAAUCUUCACCAAGAUUUUCAAAAUGGCCCCGACCUUGAAAUUCUUAACAGUAUCGAUUGGUCGGAUAUUCUCACCAGCCCAGGCCCUUUCAACCGAUAUUCUAACGGCUCUAGUCCUUCCAACGGUUUGGCACAAUCCAUCGAACUGAGCGGUAUGGCGGAAGGGAGUCCCGAAAGAAGUUUCCAACAGAGCUCUGCUUUCGAAAGUCUCUACAAUGACCCUAUGUUUGGUGUUGGAUCACCCAUGCCACCUCAAGCCCAGGUCGUUCCUGUUACCAGUUCUGAUGUUAUACAAUCAGAGAGGAUGGACAGUGAUUUAGCUGAGAUUGAACCGAUGAGGUUGGGCUCAGAUAUUGAAAGGGUGGCCAUGGCAGAUCCUUCUACUCUCAGAGAAAGCCUGAGAUCCAUCGAAUUGAAUUCUUCUAAAAAUUCCUCAAUGGUAACAUCCAGUGGAGUUGCUACCCAAAGACAAGCUCAACCAGACAGCAGUCAAUCGCAGACUACUGUUGCCAAAACAUCUAAUGGUGCAACCAGAACUGCUGGAGAAGAUUAUUAUCGAAAUUAUAGAUUGCCAGAGUAUGACUUUUUCGAUGUCAGCGUCAAGUUCCUUUCAAAUCUCGUGGUACACAAAGAAGUCACCAGGCCGGGUGGAUGCUUGCUUCAUUACCAGCUGUCUGAUAAGCCUCCUAUUCCUCUACCAGACAAGACAGAUCGAGUUCUCAUUCCAACCAAGAUUCAACAAGAAGAUGGUUCCUUGAAAGACUUCCCUUGGACCAACGAGAAACAGAAACGAUUCACGGUGGAUAAGAUUUUGCAGAACUUCUAUAGAGGCCUUCUGCUGUGCUCAAGGGAAGGAAACAUAUACGCAACAAGAAGAUCAAAUACCAAGCUCUUUUGGCUUGGUACUGAAAGUAAAAAAGGUGGUAGCGCAGAAGAGCUUAUGAGAAAUCAAGCGACUGAGAUCUUCAACUGGGAGCGCUUCGAGGAAAAGAUAAAACUCAAGGUUGCAUCAGGUAAACAGAGAGAACUGGAACUGCCAGCAGUUUGGAUCAGCUUCGCCCAGAAGUGGGACAAACCAUCCUCAACCAUAACAACUAAAUUAGUGUGGGCUCGGAUUGAUCCCACACGAGCUUGUGAGAUGGUUAAAACUCUCAACCCUGAUGUAAGGUCGACCGAGUUAAUGGAAUCAUUACAUUCAAGCCUACUUGCCAUUUCCACUGAACCCAGACAGAGUACUAAAGACUGACCAUCUUGAAUACAUUAAUGAUGAUUUUGUUUAAUAAUGGAUCUAUAAAUUUUAAAUAUAAAUACAUGUCAUCGAAUGUUCAUAAUUAUUCUUUUUUCAUUGAUUCUGCGAAGCAUGAAAUACGAGAUAAAGUGGUAUAAUGAUCGAAAGCUGCGUAUUUUUGAAAGAGCCGAUUUCUGGAGUUGGAAAUUUAAAGAAAUAAUAUCAUACAAUAAUAGCAUUUUGUCAGUAUGACAUACACUGAAAUUGUCAGCUGAAAACAAUUUACAAUCCAGGGAUCGGUCUACGGAAUGAGAAAGCCAUAUUUAGAUACAGAGUAAAAUGGUAUACUCCAUAAUUUGAAUUUAUUCACUCAAUCAAGCCAAUGUGGUCAAAUUAAAGAAAUAUAAAGCACUAUCCACUGACCCAUGUUAAUCACCAUCUGCAAGCUCCCACAUCAAGUCAGCAUGUAAUAUUUAAGAAGAUUGGAAAUAAAAUGAUUUCAUUCACCCCAAAUCUCUCUUUUUGACUAUGUUCUAAGAUGAUAAUGAUGAUAAUAAUGAUAAUCCUAGCAUUGUCAUAAGGACCUAAUAAAUCAGUGUUUAUGUUCAGGGCCUUGAUGUAGCAAUUACAAAUACAAGGAGAAGAAGAAAACUGUGAUGUUGCUUUCAUAAUUAAUGAAUACUGGAUUUUUAUUUUUACCGUUGCUAUUACAGUUUAUGUCUAGCCCAACAAAAGUUAAUUUGAAAGAAAAGGGUAAGCUCAAAUGACCAUAAUACUGAAAAUUUCAUCAAAAUCUUAUGUAGAAUAAAAAAGUUUGAAUAGUUUAAAAUUUUACUUAUUUUCACACAAAACCCGGUUAUACUUAACACAUGCGAUAUGCUGAUGAGAGAGUUGAUGACGUGGCACACUGUUUAUUAUAUAUGUUAUUGUAAGAAGACUAUUUCAAUUUCUGCAUAUUUAACAAUAUGGGAGCUCCUCCUUGAAUCACAAUACGUUGCAGCAAUGGCGUUGCCACAAGUUCAAGCAUGAGAUAAAAGCUAUUUAAAAUUAUAACAAGGAAAAUUUUCACAAAAACAUACAUAAUGCUUCCAUCCACCUACGGUUGACAGAUACAUUAAAACAAUAACAAAUUAAAGUCAAACCCGAAAGAAAUAACGAUUGGGUGACGUCAUCUUUCCCUUUAACCAGAAAUUGUCCACAUGAUGAGCGUUUUACUCUUGAAAGCCGAAUUGUAAAAUUUAAUGAAUUCCUCAUUUUACAUUCGAUUUGAUGACAUUUUCAUGUUUAUUUUUGCUCUAUUUUUCUCUCUUGUAGAAGUAGUUCUCAAUUCAAGUGCAUCGAUAAAAAUACAUACGUUUUCAAAAUUUUCGCCAAUCACAGCUCAAAUUUGUGCAUGAUGGUAGUAUAUUACGAUAGAGUGUCAUCUAACAUGUUAUGUAUAUCCCAGAUAUAAUGGUUCAUGUAUCUCAUGGCGAAUCAAUUACAAAUAUUAUUGACUUCGUCUAUUCCAAAAUUGGUCAUGGGAUCUGGAUGCUAGUUUCUCUUUUAUGUACAAAAGAAAAAUUAUGAUUAUUUAUUAUUUAGUAAAAAUAGCUUAUAUUUUAAGAAAAAAAAGAACAACAGUGAUUCAGAAUUGUGAUGAUAAUGAACAGGAAAUCAUAUUUCAAACCGUGGAUGUACUGUUUGUUUUACAUAUUCACAGUGUCAGACAAGGUUAUUGACGCACAAAAUGGGGAUAUGUGCACUUGUCAUUUCGGUCAAUUAAAUAAAAUUGUGAGAAAUUAUGAGACUAUUAUAGCGAAAGAAUGCAUAUGGAAUUUUUCUUUCAAUAAGUGCUCGAGGACCUUGCUUACUCAUAUUUCAACUUGUUUACACGUCCCCGAUAUUAAAGCUUGGUUGACGUAUAUAUUUGGUAUUUUUUAAACAGAAGUUUUGAAAUUCAAACACCAGCGAUCCGUUUCUAAUAUUUUUAGCUGCAGUUUUGAAGAUUAUUGGUCAAUUUUCUCAACAUUCGUUUGUUGAACUUCCUUUGAACUCUUAAAUAGCAAACGUCACUGAAGAUCGGUAACCAGAUUAAUUUUGUUUUACCUUGCACAAUGAUGGACUUUUAAUUUUAAUUUCUGCCACUUCAUGUUUACGUCGAGCAAAGUUUAAAAUUACUGUUUAGCACAGCAACAGCAUACCACCCACUUUCUAUCUGGAAUUCGAUUGACUUGGUACCAUAGAUUACAGUUUGUUUCAUGAUUUUGAUUGUUUUUUUCUGUAGUUUAAUGAUGACCAUAGUCACGUGAUGUGAAUGAUAAGCAUUCUAUUGAAGGUUCCUUAAUGCGAACAUUGAAAUUACUAUAUGGUUGACCUGUAUGGAAAAAGGCAUUAUGAUAUUUACCAUGAUUAUUAUAGUCGCCCUGCUAAGCAAAGUCUAUAUACUAUUAGUGUUUCAUUGGAUGACUUCCUGAUUUACUUUGUUUCAUAUUUCAGGUGUAGCAUUUCGGUUUUGUUUUAUUGGUUGCAUAUUGACAUGAAAGUCACUCGCCAUUUUGUAUUAUACUGCCGACAAUGUAAUAAUUACUGUAUAUAUUUAACCUGUACUUUGCAGCGCUAUUUUCCCCUUGUUUUCUAGUGCUGAAGAUAAUGCUUUCAUUGCCAAUAAAUUUUUUAUCGUUCACUCGAAUUUUCGACGGUCCUCCGUCUUUUUCAGAAGUUUACAAUGUAAAUGGCAAUGAAAGCAUUAUCUUCAGCAUGUAUAUUUAUAUAUUUGUAUAUAUUUAUGUUACUCUCUAGUGUUCUGUUACGUUUGAAGCUCUUUCAGUCAUAUAAUUAUACAUUAUGUAAUGAUUUGAAUUAAUAACAUUAUUUUUCCUCAAUCACUUUGAUUCUAAGUAAUUUAUUAAUUAAUUUUAUUAAUUGUCUUCAUAUUCGAUUAUCUGAAAUUAAUAAAGUCUUUUUGAUUACAACUGUUCGGAGUUGAAACUAAAUGUCAUCCUUAUCGAGUUCAUGAUAUAUUUUCAUAAUAAUAAAAAAAACAUAUAAAAAUAUUAAACAAUUGUGCCCCGAAAUCGAGAGUUCGAGAGCAAAAUCGAGAGUUCAAACUUGAAUGUAUUAUUAAAAUGAAAAGCAUUGUUAUCUUGACAAGUAUUUGCUAAUUAAUACCUCAGUCAUAUUUGCUCUAUACGGUGGCCGAAAACAGCCGUUUAAUCAUUUUCAUUCAAACCACCUAUAUUUUAUGUUGCCAUUACAUAAGUCGUUUUCGACUCGCCGUACGGCCGCUGGAGAGCAAAUGUGACCGAGGUAUAAAUUCUAUAUUGUAUAGUGCAUGGUAUGGUCUUUGUCAUUAUGUAAAGGAGCAUGUCAAUAUUUUGAUUACUUGCUUGUAUAGAUAAUUUAUUGACAGAAUUAAAUAAAAGAAUGAAAACAAACGUA